AUGCCUGCCGGCGCGCGCCCUCGUCUUCCACUGCGACCGGUCGCUAGAAGAUCUUGGACUUCUGGCGCCAGGACGUGGCACGGCGAGUGGGAACGCGUGUUAGUGUGUGUUGUCUCCCCAGAGCAAGGCGAGGAGGCGCUGCUCAAUAGCGACGUGCGCGCGCCAUGCAUCGAGCGGUGGCUGGACUGCGGCGUGCAUCUCGCACGCCCUGCCGAGAGAGACGCGGGGAUGUUUGGGAUGAGCGCGCCCCGCUUCGUCAACCCCCGCCCCCCUUGGGGGCUCUCCAGAGGGAGCUGGAUAGUCAAAGUUCCUCACUGGACCCUGAUGGUGCGGACUGGCUUCACCUCCCGAGACCCGCGCGCUGCCCAAGUCAAUCCCUCCAUAGGAGGGUGCUCUGGGCGGAGAACGCGGUCUGGCCACCGGGAGUUUCGGUCCAUAGUGGGCAUCAAGGCGGAGGAGGGCGUAUUCUGCGCGCACUGCGGCCUCCUACAAGUACACCGACCGUCCUGGAUGUUUGGCGCCCCGUGCCUGCGGAAUCACCACGGCGAGGCUGCAGUGUCGUGGCUCUCAACUCGGAAUGAGACGAGCAAUCCUGGGUCGGCGAAGGAUAGACCGACGGCGUCACGGACGUAUCCUGCUACUUCUUUCUGA
This is a messenger RNA of Gloeophyllum trabeum ATCC 11539, 651 nucleotides long. RefSeq lists its product as uncharacterized. The record is from RefSeq and is a predicted model, not a curated record. The transcript is spliced from 4 exons. Bases 1 to 651 code for a protein of 216 amino acids. NCBI's taxonomy places the organism in Eukaryota, Fungi, Basidiomycota, Agaricomycetes, Gloeophyllales, Gloeophyllaceae.